AUGCCUACACCAACAAAUAAUAAAUCAGGUGGUGUAAUGGAUAAUGGUCAUGAACCAGCUGAAAUGAAAUAUUUACGUUCAACCGAUAUGACUUCAAAAGAUAGUAUUACAGAUGCAACAACAGCUAAUGAAUGGGCAGCAAAAAAAUUUGUUUGGGUACCUGAUGAACAUGAAGGUUUUAUUCGUGGUCAAGUACGACAAGAACAAAUGGAUGGACAAUUAUUAGUUGAUUUAGAAAAUGGUAAACGUGUUACAAUACAUAAAGAUGAUACACAACGUGUAAAUCCACCAAAAUUUAGUAAAAUUGAAGAUAUGUCAGAAUUAACUUGUUUAAAUGAUGCAUCGGUAUUAUAUAAUCUUAAAGAACGUUAUUAUUCAGGUUUGAUUUAUACAUAUUCGGGUUUAUUUUGUGUUGUUGUUAAUCCAUAUAAACGUUUACCAAUUUAUUCUGAAAAUGUUAUUGAAAUGUAUAAAGGAAAAAAACGUGAACAAAUGCCACCACAUAUAUUUGCAAUAGCUGGUGAUGCAUAUCGUUUAAUGUUACAAAAUCGUGAAGAUCAAUCAAUAUUAUGCACAGGUGAAUCUGGCGCUGGUAAAACUGAAAAUACAAAAAAAGUUAUUCAAUAUUUGGCUUAUAUUGCUGCUGCACCGAAAAGUUCACAACGUCAACCGGCAACUACAAUUACUCAAUAUCAACAACAAAUGAAUGCAAAUAAAAUGAGCGAUGCGUCCGGUGAACUUGAAUCACAACUUCUUCAAGCAAAUCCAAUUCUUGAAGCAUUUGGUAAUGCAAAAACAGUUAAAAAUGAUAAUUCAUCACGAUUUGGUAAAUUUAUUCGUAUUAAUUUUGAUACAUCGGGUUUUAUUGCUGGUGCAUCAAUUGAAACAUAUUUACUUGAAAAAUCUCGUACUAUACGUCAAGCUAAAGAAGAACGAACAUUUCAUAUAUUUUAUCAAUUAUUACGUGGUGCUAAUACAAAAAUGAUUACAGAUUAUUUAUUAGAAGAUUUUAGUCGUUAUCGUUAUUUAACACAUGGUAAUGUAGCAAUACUAGGUGUUGAUGAUAGUGAAGAAUUUCAAAAUACAGUUAAAGCUAUGCAAAUAAUGAAUAUGUCAAGUGAUGAUUUAAAUUCAAUAUUUCGUACAAUAUCAGCUGUUUUACAAAUGGGUAAUAUGCAAUUUAAACAAGAACGUAAUAGUGAUCAAGCAACAUUACCUGAUGAUACAGUUGCACAAAAAGUUUGUCAUCUAUUGGGUAUACCUGUAACAGAUUUUGUACGUUCAUUUUUAAAACCAAAACUUAAAGUUGGAAGAGAUUUUGUUACAAAAGCACAAACACAAGCUCAAGUUGAUUAUGCUGUUGAAGCUAUAUCAAAAGCAGUUUAUGAACGUAUGUUUAAAUGGAUUGUAACACGUAUUAAUAAAUCUCUUGAUCGAAGUAAACGACAAGGUUCAUCAUUUAUUGGUAUACUUGAUAUAGCUGGUUUUGAAAUAUUUCAAUUAAAUUCAUUUGAACAAUUAUGUAUAAAUUAUACAAAUGAAAAACUUCAACAAUUAUUUAAUCAUACAAUGUUUGUUCUUGAACAAGAAGAAUAUCGUCGAGAAAAUAUUGAUUGGGAAUUUAUGGAUUUUGGUCUUGAUCUUCAACCAACAAUUGAUCUUAUUGAAAAACAAAUGGGUAUUUUAAGUUUAUUAGAUGAAGAAUGUUGGUUUCCAAAAGCAACCGAUCGAACAUAUGUGGAUAAAUUAAUAAAUGCACAUGCUCAACAUCCAAAAUUUGGAAAACCAAAUUAUAAAGCACCAGCUGAUUUUAGUAUAAUUCAUUAUGCUGGUAAAGUUGAAUAUUCAGCUGAACAAUGGUUGAUGAAAAAUAUGGAUCCAUUAAAUGAUAAUGUUGUUGCACUUUUACAAACAGCAAAUGAUCCAUUUACACGUGAAAUAUGGAAAGAUGCUGAAAUUGUUGGUUUAUCAGCAGCAGAUCCGAAUGAUGCAACAUCAAAUUUAAAAGCUAAUAUUAAAAAAGGAAUGUUUAGAACAGUUGGUCAACUUUAUAAAGAACAAUUAACAAAAUUAAUGGGUACAUUAAAAAAUACAAAUCCAAAUUUUGUUCGAUGUAUUUUACCAAAUCAUCAUAAAAAGGCUGGUGUUAUUCAUUCACCACUUGUACUUGAACAAUUAAGAUGUAAUGGUGUACUUGAAGGAAUUCGUAUUUGUCGAAAUGGUUUUCCUAAUCGAAUUUUAUUUCAAGAAUUUCGUCAACGUUAUGAACUUCUUUGUCCAAAUGUUAUUCCAAAAGGAUUUAUGGAUGGUAAAGCUGCAUCACAAAAAAUGAUCAAAGAACUUGAACUUGAUGAUAAUCUUUAUCGAAUUGGUCUUACAAAAAUCUUCUUUCGUUCAGGUGUACUUGGUCAUUUAGAAGAAGAACGUGAUCUUAAAUUAACUGAUAUAAUAACACAACUUCAAGCAUUAUGUCGUGGUGUACUUGCUCGAAAAAAUUAUCAACGACGUAUUCAACAAUUAAAUGCUAUUCGUGUUAUUCAACGUAAUGGUCGUGCAUUAAUGAAAAUUCGUAAUUGGAAAUGGUGGCGUUUAUUUACAAAAAUAAAACCAUUAUUACAAGUUACAAGACAAGAUGAAGAAUUAACACAAAAACAAGAAGAAAUACGUCGAAUGAAAACUGAAAUGGAAUCACGUACAUUACAAGUACAAGAAACGGAACAACAAUUACAAAUGAUACAACAAGAACGAACUGUUAUUAAUGAACGUCUUAUACAUUUAACUGAAGCUUUAGUUGAAUCAGAUGAAAAUUUACGACGAGUACAAACACGUAAAAUGGAACUUGAAAAUAUGGUACAAGAAAUAGAACAACGUUUAGAAGAAGAAAUGGAACGAAGUAAUGGAUGGACAAAUGAAAGAAAACAAUUAGAACAAAAAUUACAAGAUAUAACUGAACAACUUGAAGAAGAAGAACAUGGUCGACAAAAAUUACAAAUUGAACGUGUACAAUUUGAAGGGAAAAUAAAAAAUUUUGAAGAUAUUGUUGCUAGUCAACAAAAUGAACUUAAUAAAUUACAAAAAGAACGUAAAUUUCUUGAUGAUAAACUUCAAGAAGUUGUUCAUCAACAACAAGAUGAAGGAGAAAAAUUAAAAAAUCUUCUUCGAAUUAAAACUAAACAAGAAAGUCAAUGUGCUGAUCUUGAAGAACGAUUAAAACGUGAAAUUGAACUUCGUCAAAAAUUAGAACGUGAAAUACGUCGUCUUGAAGGUGAAGUUCAAGAACUUCGUGAACAAUUACAAGAUCGUAUGCAACAAAUACAUGAUUUACAAGUACAUUUAGCACGACGUGAAGAAGAAUUAACACAAGCUGUAACAAAUAUUGAAACAGAAGCAGCAACAAAAGUAACAUUUCAACGUCAAAUACGUGAAUUUCAAACAAGUAUACAAGAUUUACAAGAUGAUAUGGAAAGUGAAAAAGAAUCACGUAAACGUUUAGAACGUGAAAAACGUGAAUUAAUGGAAGAAAAUGAAUCAUUACGUAAUGAAUUACUUGAUCGUAAAGAUAUAAAUCAAGUUAUGCUUGAACGUGAAAAAAAACGUGACGAAGAAGUUUUAACAUUAAAACGUACAUUAGAACAAGUACAUGAAGAACGUGAAUCAAUUAUAGGUGAAUUACGUUUAAAAUAUACAAAACAAAUUGAAGAUUUAACAAGUCAAUUUGAAAAUACUAAAAAACAAUUUCAAACAUUAGUUAAAGAUCGUCAACAACAACAAUCCGAUAUAACUGAUCGUGAUAAUGAAAUAAAAAAUUUAAAUAUACAAAAACAAGAUAUUGAACGUAAACGUCGACAAUUAGAAACAUAUGUACAAGAACUUCAACAUAAAUAUAAUGAAAGUGAACGUUUAAAAAAUGAAAAUUUUGAUAAAUUACAACGUUAUCAACAAGAUAUUGAAUCAAUAAAUGCAGCAUUUAUUGAAAUUGAACAACGUGCACAAAAUUAUGAACGUACAAUAACAAUGUCAAGACAAGAUAUACAAGAAUUACAAGAAAAUCUUCAAGAAGAAAAUCGUCAAAAAAUGAAUACAUUAGCAAAACUUCGUCAAACAGAAGAUUUAAUUAGUGAAUUUAAAGAUCAAUUAGAUGAUAAAGAAGAAGAACGUCAUAAAAUGGAAAGUAAAGUUUUACAAUUAACACAACAAAAUACAGAAUUACGUCGACAAGCUGAACAAGUUAAUGUUGAACAAAUGGAAGAAUUACGUCGACAAUUACAACGUGACAAAGAAACAAUAUUAAAACAAUUUGAUGAUGAAAAAUUAUUAAAUACAAAAUUAACAAAAUCAAAUCAAAAAUUUACUAAUGAUAUUGCUGAUAUAACUGUUGAAUUAGAACGUUAUCGUACAAUUGUACAAAAUGUUGAAAAACAACAACGUUCAUUUGAUAAACGUAUACAAGAUGAAAAAAUUUUACAAGAUAAAUUAAGACAAGAACGUGAUCAAAAUGAACGUGAAAUACGUGAAAAAGAAACACAACGUUUAAAUUUAUUAAGAGAUUUAGAAGAAAGAAAUUUAGCAUAUGAUGAUUUAGAAAAACGUUUUAGACAAUUACGUGCUGAACUUGAUGAUAUGCUUUCAACAAAAGAUGAUAUUGGAAAAAAUAUUCAUGAAUUAGAAAGAAUUAAAAGAGCACUUGAAUCAACUGUUGACGAACAAAAACAACAAAUAAUUGAACUUGAAGAUGAAUUACAAACAGCUGAAGAUGCACGUUUACGUUGUGAAGUUAAUAUUGGUGCACUUAAACAACAAAUGGAAAAACAUGCACAUGAAAAUAAUGAACAAAUUGAAGAUCGUAUACGUUCAUUAAAUAAACAAUUAAAAGAAUAUGAAUUAGAACUUGAUGAAGAAAGAAAAUCUAAACAACAAAUCCUUCAACAACGUAAAAAAAUUGAAAUUGAUCUUCAAGAUUCACGUAUACAAAUUGAUGAAGCUAAUAAACAAAAAGAAGAAGCAUUACGUAAUACACGUCGAUUACAAGUAAUCAUUAUAUAUUACUUUAUUUUAGGUGCAUUUAUUGAUGAAAAACGUCGACUUGAAGCACGUAUAGUACAACUUGAAGAAGAAUUAGAAGAAGAACAAACAAAUACAGAAAUAAUUGGUGAUAAACAUAAAAAAUUAGCAAUAACUGUUGAACAACUUAUGCUUGAUCUUGCUGCUGAAAAAGCCAAUAAUCAAAAAGCUGAAGCUGUACGUAGUAAUCUUGAACGACAAAAUCGAGAAUUACGUGAAAAACUUGAAGAAAAUGAAGAAUUUGGUAAAGGAAAAUCAAGAGCUAUGCUUGGAGCACUUGAAGCUAAAGUUCAUGCACUUGAAGAACAACUCGAUGGCGAAGUUCGAGAAAAACAAAAGAUUAGUCGAAGUGUUCGUACACUUGAAAAACGUCUUCGUGAUGCAACUGCUGUUGCUGAUGAAUCUCGAAAACAAUCAGAUGCUUAUAAAGAACAAGCUGAAAAAGCAAGUGUACGUGUACGUAAUAUGAAACGAAGAGAAGAAGAAUUAGAAGAAGAAGUAACACAAAUGAAACAACGCUUACGUAAAGCAUUACGAGAAAAAGAUGAAUUUGAAGAAAAUCCAGCUUAUCAACGAACACGUCCUUCAACAGCGCAUAGUUCUUCAACAUCUUACGUUCGAACACUUGUAACAUCAACAAAAUAUUAUUCCGAAUUAUCUGAUGAUGAUUUACAAUCUGAAGCAACAAACGCAAGUGUAUCAGAGACACUUAAUGGUGGUAAUUCAACAAUGCGAAACAGUGCUAUUGGCGAUUUAAACAAUGGCAAUCAUUGA
Molecule: messenger RNA, 5835 nt
Organism: Rotaria sordida
Lineage: Eukaryota; Metazoa; Rotifera; Eurotatoria; Philodinida; Philodinidae
Source: the annotation of a GenBank genome assembly